AUGGAGAGGGCUCGCGAAUGGUUUGCUCGAGCGAUCAACAUCGAUUUGGACAAUGGUGACGCUUUUGCAACGUGGUACAAAUUCGAGCUUUCCCAUGGGACACCGGAAGAACAAGAGCGAGUGCUGAAGAAAUGUACUGAUGUCGAGCCGAGACAUGGAGAGAAAUGGGCUGAAAUGAGCAAGGAUGUGGCCAAUUGGAAGAAGCGCCCCGAGGAGAUUCUCAAGCAGCUCGCCACACAAAUAGUCAUCCCAACA
Messenger RNA from Mesorhabditis belari, 255 nucleotides. The record is from the annotation of a GenBank genome assembly. Lineage: Eukaryota; Metazoa; Nematoda; Chromadorea; Rhabditida; Rhabditidae.